CAAAAAAUAUAAACUGGACUCUAAUUGAAAAUGUGUUCGAGAAAUAGAGCUAUGACUGAUGAUGAGUUAAUAAGAAUACUUGAAGAAGAUAUUCCAUUCGAUUUAUCUGAACAAACCGAUGAAGAGGAUGAUUUUGAACAGGAGGAGGAUAAUAAUACUGAUCACUUUACGGAUGUUUUUGAAAGAAAUUUAGAUAACAUGUUUAAUGAAGACGAAGAAUUAGAUAUUGAAAUGGGACCUGCGGUACCAUCUACAUUACAAGAUAUUACAAAUAUUUUACAUGAAUGCAGGACUUGGAAAAAAAUUGAAGAAGAUAAGAAUAUUGGUCCUUAUUAUUUGCCAGAAGGUAUACGGUAACCAUCAUAAUAUUUUAGUAUGUAUUGAAAUUCUGUUCUCUUGCAGGUGUAAAUUUAGACGAAAUUUCCGAUUGUGAGACACCCACUGAUUUUUUUAUAAAGGUAAUGGGUCCUGCAAUAAAACACAUAACUUUCCAAUCGAAUUUAUAUGCCACCCAAAAAAAUAAAAACUUAAA
Chrysoperla carnea is the source of this 532-nucleotide messenger RNA. RefSeq lists its product as uncharacterized. Lineage: Eukaryota; Metazoa; Arthropoda; Insecta; Neuroptera; Chrysopidae. The transcript has 2 exons. Bases 31 to 357 code for a protein of 108 amino acids. The record is from RefSeq and is a predicted model, not a curated record.